Messenger RNA from Tuber melanosporum (Perigord truffle), 1038 nucleotides. RefSeq lists its product as uncharacterized. The record is from RefSeq and is a predicted model, not a curated record. Lineage: Eukaryota; Fungi; Ascomycota; Pezizomycetes; Pezizales; Tuberaceae. Bases 1 to 603 code for a protein of 200 amino acids. The transcript is spliced from 3 exons.
AUGCGCAACGCUUAUGAUCGCGGGACCACUGAGCCCUUCAAGAUACUGCAUACACGGUUCCCAUUCCCCCCAUCCAUAUGUGAUCCCCCUCCUCUCCAGAAAUCCCCCCGCCUCACCCUGCACCCCCACCACCUCCACAUUCUCCUCUUCGACCUCCACAGGAGCUGGCCUCGCCCUCCCAACCUCCCCGCCGACACCGUCAGCGUAGCGAGUAUCCACACCUCUGCGCAUAGGAAUGCCGUUGUAGACUCGAAAGUUCUGUUCCCCCUGCACACUUACCACUUCGUCUUCGAAGGGCGGGGUGUGCGGGGGCAGUGCUCUCCAGGAUGGAACCUAACCCUGGACCUUCCUUCCUGCAAUGGCCAAUGUGGCCUUUAUAACUUAGCGGGCCGCGACGCAAAAGUGCCGAUCCUCCCCGUCGCCAAGGUUUUCGCGAUCGCUUGGUACACAACUGGGAUCACCCGGGUCUUGAGCCAGAGAAGCUCCGCACGCUGCGGCCGCCUUGGCCUCAGCGAGGGAAGCCUCGAGUUGGUGUUUGGGGAGGUGGAAGUAUUCCAAGGCUUUGCCCAAGCUGCGCCUGUGGAGGUUGGGGUUUGGUGGUGAAGGAUUUAGGAGGGGUAUAAAUGGAGAUGAGGUGGGGACGGUCGGGAGUGGCUCGAAGUCUAGGGAAAGGUCAAAGUCGAGUUCUUGCGGGAGAAGAAAAAAUUCGAUGUCUGAUUCGAUGAAUUCGAUGGACAAGUCAAGGGAUAUGUCCACACCGGCUGGGGCGGCGGUUUUAGAGGUUAGGUAUAGACCCUGGGUGAAUGGGAGGUCAAAAGGGGAGGUGCGCAUGUGGGCAGAACAGAUUGGGUCUUCGCUGUCGAAUGUGCAGAAGCGGAUAUCCGAUGGGAGGUAUGGUGGGAGGAGCUUAUGAACAAGAUAUUCUCCCUGGGAGGUUGUUAGUUCGAGGAUAGGGAAUUAGGGAUGUGUGGAAAGGACAUUUGUAUGAACGAGACUUAGCUCUAGGAAUUCUAGGAUAGGAACCGGAUCUGAAAUAUG